Messenger RNA from Formica exsecta, 2351 nucleotides. Its product is annotated as carcinine transporter-like. Gene Ontology annotation, molecular function: transmembrane transporter activity. The coding region runs from base 352 to 1641 and encodes 429 amino acids. The record is from RefSeq and is a predicted model, not a curated record. The transcript is spliced from 8 exons. Gene Ontology annotation, cellular component: membrane. NCBI's taxonomy places the organism in Eukaryota, Metazoa, Arthropoda, Insecta, Hymenoptera, Formicidae. Gene Ontology annotation, biological process: transmembrane transport.
AACUGAUCUCCAUGGCUUAUUUUCGCCAAUAUGCAAAUUCGUGUUGGCGAAGUAGUUUAAUGGCGUUCUAUAUCCACAUAGCUAGAUCUGGUAUGUGACAACAGCUGGUGGCCUUCCACGUCGACGACUUUCUUCUACGUGGGCAGUCUCUUCGGCAAUGUCGUGUUCGGUUGGAUCGCCGACAAAUGGGGCCGAAGAACAGCCUUCUUCGCCAUCCUGUUCCUCGAGGUGAUAUUCUCCAUCGCCACGAGCUUCAGUCCGAAUUACGUGAUCUACACCGCGCUGAGGACUGUGAAUGGUCUCUUUUUUCCUGCCAUUUAUCAGAUACCUUUUAUACUUGCUCUCGAGCUGAUGGGACCAAGAUACCGAACAUUUGCCGGGAUGGUAAUCUGUAUGUUCUUCGCUACGGCAAUGUCUCUUCUAGCAUUGCUGGGUUAUUUGUUAAGGCACUGGUACACCUUAUCGUUAGCCACAUCGGUGCCUUUCAUUCUUCUCUUCAGUUACUACUGGAUCAUCCCCGAGUCACCGCGGUGGCUUCUCAGUAAGAACAGAAUAGACGAGGCGGAAGUAAUCGUCCAGCAUAUGGCAAAAGUCAACGGCAAAACAGUGCCUACGAACUUUCUCAGAAAAAUGGAGAUAGAAAUAUUAAAGAGACAAGGAAUAUCGUGUAACGGUAAGAACUCCGACGGCAGCAUCGAUAUGGAAAGCGAGAACAGAUCGCCGCCGUCGUCCGCGACACCCAUGGAUCUGAUUACGAAUCCGAACAUCAGAAAGAAAUUCUUCAUUCUCGCUUUCGAUUGGGUGGCGAACGCGGUAGUGUACAACGGACUGUCUUACAACACGACCAAUCUAGGUGUCUCCGAUUACCUGGCUUUCUUUAUCGGAGGUAUCGUAGAGAUUCCAUCGUACUUCAUUACGUGGUACGCGAUGGACAGAUUGGGCAGACGAUGGGUAUUAUGCGUGACCAUGAUGCUGGGUGGGCUCGCUUGCGUGUCGUGUAUGUUCGUGCCCGAAGACGCGGUCUGGAUAACCGUAAGCCUGGCGAUGAUCGGGAAAUUCGGCAUCGCUGCGUCCUUCGCCGUCUUCUACGUCUUCGUCGGUGAGCUACUGCCGACCGUGCUAAGGUCUCAGGCGAUGGGCAUAGCUUCUUUCAUCGCCGGCAUCGGCCUCCUCACCUUUCCCUACAUCGUUCAUUUGGCGGUAUACUCGAGAGUCUUACCCCUGAUCGUGAUGGGCUCGCUGAGCGUUGCCGGCGCCCUCACUUCCGUAUUCCUGCCGGAGACGCUCAACAUCCACCUGCCGCAGACGAUCGAGGAGGGUGAGCAGUUCGGGGCUGAUUUCAAGUUGUGGUCCUGUCCGACGAUACCAAAAAAAGGCUCAAACAAAUCCGAGUCCGUGCCGUUGAGGUAUCUGGUGAACGGUGGACCGGGUAGUCGUUCGUCUACCUCGAAGGUCGCGGCGCAGGAAGUCGCGACUACAUCGGAGAGCGAGAAGCCAGCUACCCUGCUGCCCUCAAAAGAAGAAGAGGCGAGGAACUUAAGCGUAUCCAAGGGAGAGGAGCUGACGAACAUCGAGACGGUUGUCGGGUCGAAAACGUCUAGCGUGAUAGUGGAAGUGAACGUGUGCCGGAAGUCGCAAUGAACCGAGAGAAAGAGAGAGAGAGAGACAAUCUUAUAAAUUGAUUCUCUUUACAAACAUUGUGUUAUAUAAUUAUCAGUAUAGACACACGCACAUUGUAUUUAUUUUUCCAUUUAUUAUAAUGUACUUCCUUUGUAAAACCUGCCUGAGUUUGUCGACAACACUGGCACGGCUCGAUCCUUGUCUCUUUUUCUGUGCUGCAAGAGAGUGUACUGUCGUCGCGAUGUAUGCGUGUGCGUGAUUGAUAUACGUGUGGGUUGAGGAUCAACGCCGUGAGAACUUUAGAGCGUAACGCCUAUACUUUUUUAUGUUUUUGAUUAGACGUGGAUUUUGCAUUUUGUCCUUACGUUUAUUAAACAAGAAAGUCUUGUUGUGAUUUCAAUUAGCUUAAAUAAAAUAUCUUAAUAUCUAUAUCGAUGCGGGAAUUUUGACGAGAUCGUUCGAGAAAAACCUUGCCAAUCCGUGCAUGAUUCACAUUUUACAAGCAUUAUAGCUCACAAAUGCUGAAAUAAAACAUAUUUACAUCGUCGGUUUGCAAUGUUGUGACAAGUAGAAAACUACACAGGCGGCCAGACAGUCGCCAAGGAGAAUCUAACAGUCGCCUGUUUCUGUUUAAAUGACAUCUUAGGCAAGUCCGUAAUAUCCUCGUUCCUCAUCUUUGAAUUUUUCGAGGAUCGGCUUCUACCGCGAUCAUUAAAGAGAUUGUCGUUGAA